AUGUGUGCGUGUCGACCAGGUGAUAUGUGGGCCCAAGAUUGGAGCAACCUCAAGGACCUCCUCCAACCCUGCAAGGGGAAACCGUCUCUCGACAUCACACCCGCGCUUCGAAAGCAGAACUACACCCCAGAGAAGAUGUUUCGAGUAUCAGAGGAAUUCUUCACGUCUAUGGGAUUGAGUCCCAUGCCGGAGACAUUUUGGAAUCGUUCCAUCAUCGAGAAACCGAAAGAUCGGGCAAUUAUCUGCCAUGCUUCCGCCUGGGACUUCUGCGAUUCCAAGGACUUUAGAAUCAAGCAGUGCACGGACGUGACUAUGAAGAACUUCGUGGUGGUCCAUCACGAGAUGGGACAUGUUCAGUACUACAUUCAGUACAAAGACCAGCACAUCGCCUUUCGGAAGGGAGCAAACCCAGGUUUCCACGAGGCGGUGGGGGAUGUCAUUGCGCUAUCGGUGGUGACCCCGAAGCACAUGGUGAAGAUCGGGCUCCUGCCGGAGUCAGCACGGAAGGAGGACUCGGAAGUAGACCUGAACUUUCUCAUGUCUCAGGCCUUGUCCAAGGUGGCCUUUCUCCCGUACGGUUACCUUAUCGAUGUGUGGAGGUGGAAUGUCUUCCGGGGCAAUAUCUCCUCCAGCCACUACAACUGCGAGUGGUGGAAGCUCAGGUCAGAGGUGCAAGGAGUUCGGCCCCCGAACAUCCGCAGCGAAGUGGACUUCGAUCCAGGCGCCAAACAUCACGUUGCUUCAAGUGUCCCUUACAUCAGGUAUCCUAAGCAGAUCCAUUCCAGAAAUGUUGUGAGUAAUUUAAUUCCUGUUCGUGCCAUUUCCAGGUACUUCGUGAGCAACAUCAUCCAGUUCCAAUUCCACCAAGCUCUGUGCACAGCAGCAGGAGAAUAUGACCCAAAAAAUCCCAUGGCGAAACCCCUUCAUCAAUGCGAUAUCUACCGAAACAAGGAAGCCGGGAACCUCCUCAAGGAGAUGCUGAGAGUCGGGUCUUCGAAACCGUGGCCUGAUGUAAUGGCAGGAAUCACUGGAGGGAAUCGCCGCAUGGAUGCCUCCGCCCUCAGGGAGUACUUCCAGCCUCUGGAGGACUGGCUGCGGAAGGAUAACAAGAAACAUGGCACCGUCGUUGGAUGGAAACUUGGUAGGAAUCCAUCAUGUUCUGUUCCUUGCUUACGAGGCAGUCGUCGUGGAAGUCUCACUGGAAGAGGAGCCAUGUCGUUUCGGAGUGCGUGUUUCCUCUCGUGUCUCGUCCUUGCUCUGGGGGCAAACGUCGACAGGCAGGAGAAGAAAGGCCCGAAUCCAUCGGACGAGGCUGCGGCUUGGGCUUUCAUCAAAGAUUACGACGUUCGCGCGUCGGAACGGUGCAAUAGAAAUGCUCUCGCUCAGUGGGCUUUCACCACCGAUCUCAGCGAGGCCAAUAGUCGGGCUGCUCUGGGAGAUCUGCAGGCCCAAAUGGAGGAGAUAUACGGCACGGCGAGUAUCUGCGAUUACGGGGACAAGUCUCGCUGCAAUCUCACCUUGGAACCAGAUCUGACGAUGAAGAUGGCAGAGCUUCGCGACCCGGAGGAGUUGCAGUGGAUCUGGAAACAAUGGCGGGACAAGACCGGGAAAAAGAUGAGGGGCAUGUACAGUGAAUUCGUCCAACUCGACAACGAAGCCGCCCGGGCCAAUGGAUUUCCCGACAUGGGUGCUCUUUGGCGCAACCGCUACGAGACGGAGACGUUCGAGAAGGAUGUGGCGGAGCUGUGGGAGGCUGUCAAGCCGUUGUACGAACAGCUGCACGCCUACGCCCGACGGAAACUGCGAGAGCAGUACGGGAAGGAGGUCUCCGUCGAUGGACCCAUCCCCGCUCAUCUGCUCGGGGAUAUGUGGGCCCAAGACUGGAGCAAUCUUAUGGACCUUUUCCUUCCCUUCAAGAAGAAGUUAUUCCCCGAUAUCACGCCCGCACUGCGUGAACAGAAUUACACUGCAGAGAAGAUAUUUCGGAAGGCGGAGGAAUUUUACACGUCUCUGGGAUUGAGUCCUAUGCCGGAGACGUUCUGGAACCUUUCCGUCAUCGAGAUGCCGCAAGACAAGGAGAUGAUCUGCGAAGCCUCUUCGCAAGACUUCUGCGAUUCCAAGGAUUUCAGAAUCAAGAUGUGCACGGAUAUCACGAUGCAAGACUUUGCGACGGUCCACCACGAAAUGGGACAUAUCCAGUACUACAUUCAGUACAAGGACCUUCACGUCCCCUUUCGGGAGGGAGCCAAUCCAGGUUUCCCCGAGGCAGUUGGGGACAUGAUCGAAUUGUCUGUGAUGACCCCGAAGCACCUGGUCAAGAUCGGGCUCUUGCCGGAGUCGGCAGCGGAGAAGGACCAGCUGGUGGACUUGAACUUCCUCAUGUCUCAGGCCUUGUCCAAGGUGGCCUUUCUCCCGUUCGGAUACCUCGUCGACCUCUGGAGGUGGAAUGUCUUCCGGGGCAAUAUCUCUUCCAGCCACUACAACUGCGAGUGGUGGAAACUCAGGUCGGGGUUGCAAGGAGUGAAGCCUCCGAGCACUCGAAGUGAAGCGGACUUCGAUCCAGGUGCAAAGUAUAAUGUCCCUGCUGAUGUCCCUUUCAUCGGCAACUUCGUGAGUUUCAUCAUCCAGUACCAAAUUUUCCGAGCCCUUUGCACAGCAGCAGGGGAAUACGACCCGAAAAAUCCUCAGGCGAAACCCCUUCACCAAUGCGACUUCUACCAGAGCAAGGAAGCUGGGAAUCUCCUCAAGGAGAUGAUGAGGCUGGGGGGUUCGAAACCGUGGCCUGAUGUGAUGGCGGUCAUCACUGGAGGGAAUCGUCGCAUGGAUGCCUCCGCCCUCAGGGAGUACUUCCAGCCUCUGGAGGACUGGCUGAGGGAGGACAACAAGAAACGUGGCACCGUCGUUGGAUGGAAACCGGACGGCACGUAUUGCGUCACUGGGAACUCGAACAAGGAACCCUCGGGACCAAACUCAAUAGGAAACAAAGGAGAUUCAAUGGUACAAUUCAAUGGACUUCCAAAGGGACGAAGCCUCGAAGUAGACGCAGAUUCAUCGGGACGAAGCCUCGAAGUAGACGCAGAUUCGUCAGGACGAAACCUCGAAGUGACCGGAGGAGGAUUUUCUGAUGCGUACUCCGGAGGCCAGAUCCUCGUCCUCGCGUUCCCCUCGUUGUACCCCCGCCCCUUCGGUCAAGGGAUGCAGUAUCCUCCAGCAAACUGAGAGUGAAUUCCGUUUCAAGGAGUGUUCUAAUAAAAUUUUAUAUUCGUUCAAUGUACGGGUGCGGUCUGCAUCCUGAUAGAGAAGGUGCUGAAAUUUUAUGUUCGAUUUUAUGUUCUAUAUUUUAAUUUUUUUCAGUUGUCCGUCGUAUUUAUUUUUCUCGAUUCCUGAAUAACAGCUGGUUUUCUACACUA
Darwinula stevensoni is the source of this 3410-nucleotide messenger RNA. NCBI's taxonomy places the organism in Eukaryota, Metazoa, Arthropoda, Ostracoda, Podocopida, Darwinulidae. The record is from the annotation of a GenBank genome assembly.